Messenger RNA from Pimephales promelas (fathead minnow), 986 nucleotides. RefSeq names its product regulator of G protein signaling 5b (gene rgs5b). The record is from RefSeq and is a predicted model, not a curated record. NCBI's taxonomy places the organism in Eukaryota, Metazoa, Chordata, Actinopteri, Cypriniformes, Leuciscidae.
AGAAUCAAAAGUCUCAGACAACAUUAACUAUUAGACAGCCUCUUGUGGAGCAUAGUAGGAAAUCUUUUGACCUGCUAACAUGUGCCGAGCACUAGAGCAUCUGCCAACCACCUGUCUGGAAAGGGCAAAGGAGCUCAAGACUCGGUUUGGAAAUUUUCUGCUAAAGCAAGAGCUUAAUAUCAUGGGCCACUCAAAAAAAACUAGCAAGCUAACUCUGGAGGACAGACAAAAAUGGAGCCAGUCUUUCCAUGAACUCCUGCUUCACAAAGAUGGACUGUGUGCUUUCACAGCUUUCCUGUCAUCUGAGUACAGUGAAGAAAAUAUUGCUUUCUAUUUGGCCUGUGAGGACUACAGGAGCACAAAGACCUCAUCAAAGCUGUUCUCCAAGGCCAGGGCAAUCUAUGAGGAGUUCAUCUGCUCUGACGCACCAAGAGAGGUUAAUCUUGAUCACGAAACCAAAACCCUCACUUUGAUUAAUAUGGAACGACCCACCCUGUCCUGCUUCAACCUUGCCCAGAGUAAAAUUUACACCCUCAUGGAGAAAGACUGCUACCCUCGUUUCCUCAAGUCCACAGUCUACCAGGAACUCAUCACACAACAUCUGGGUUAAAUUACUCAUGGCCACUCUGAAGACAGCAGCACCGGAACGCGUCCCAGAUAAACACGGCAUUUGUGGGACAGUCAGUGAACCAUCUGAACCCGUUUCUUGAGGUUCAGGAGGAUUGAACAGAUUCAAAGCCAGACUGGAAGGCCUUGGGCAUUAAAAACAUUCAUUCAAUGAACACAGCAGUGAAGCACACAGGAAGAUCACGGUUGUAGCACUGGAUAAUAACUGUGAAAGUGGAACGUCUUUUGCACAUUUAUGUCAAACUAAUUGUGUGUGUGUAUGUGUGUAUUUUUGUAAAGCCUAUGAGUAUUUAUUGAAAAGUUAUAUUGAAAAUAGUGUUAUUUAUAUUUGAUGAACAAAUUGUGAAUUAUUUAUUGAA